Camelina sativa (false flax) is the source of this 3315-nucleotide messenger RNA. The record is from RefSeq and is a predicted model, not a curated record. NCBI's taxonomy places the organism in Eukaryota, Viridiplantae, Streptophyta, Magnoliopsida, Brassicales, Brassicaceae.
CACAGCUCAUGCGCGGGAGCUACAAAAACCACCAUACUCUGUUUUCUAAAACGUUCGUCUCUUGGUAUCUCUGUUGUUGUUGCUGAGAUGCUCAAGCUACCAACGUCUCCGUGUCUGCUCCUUACCGUCUGGCUUUUGUGUAUUUCCGAUUCGGUUGACGUGGAUCGUUCUCAAUUUGGAGCCAUAAUCGCUACUCAUCCCGAUGAAGGUCUGUCUUUCAAUUCAUUGGCACUAACUAUAUCGAUUCUGUUAUAGUAUAAUGGGAGUCUGCACGUGUGGUCAAGAUAAGAAGAAGAGGAAAAGCACGUGAGACAAAGGCAGCUGGAGUUGUAACGGAAUAAGAUUGUCAACGUCACGGAAAGGGAACAAAUCGGUUCACACUGUUUGUUAACUCUCUAUAAGAGCAUCUGUUAGCUCAUCAUUUCUCAUUACGCAAAUCUGAAUUGUUGUUUCUAUUUUCUGGGUUUGGUGACAUGUACCUCAUCCAUUUGCUGGAGCUUCUCUCUUGAGACUCUUGUAGAUGAGAAGUUGAUGUUGCGUUUCUUGUGAACGUUAUAUCAAGUUUUAUCAGUUGUGUGUUUGAGUUUCUGUUUUACGUUUAUCACUGGUAUCAGAGCAUGACGACCUCAGAAUCAAUGGCACGACCUAGAUCGCGAUUGGAACAACUGAUUGCGGAACAAAAUCAAGAGAUCGACAAGAAGAUGGCUGCACUGUUGGGAGAGAUUCGACGUAUCUCCGGUAUCGAGAAUAACACAUCAUGGAGUGGUCACCAACAUCAACGAUCAUCUCCAGUGGUCACCGGUUUCAGUGACUUCGGAAACUGUUCCUCCGUCACCGGAAGUGGUUCCUGUUCACGAUGCUGAGAUCAACGCUACCAGUACUAAUCUGCUAUCACAUCGCACAAGGAAGAUUCGUCGGAUGAGAUUAACGAGAAAAGGGUGAAGGGGCUAUGUGUAUUUUGUGAAGAGCCAGAGACUCCAGGUCACCACUUGAAACACAAGAACUUAGGGAUUCUCAUGAUUGAUGGUGAUGAAGAUCAACUCCCUAAUUAUGGACUUGGGGAAUCAAUUGAGCAACGUACGGUGAAUUUGGUACAGGAAGCUCGAGAGGAAGAAACAACUCCACAAUUACAGGUGAUGUUGAGAGGGUUCAGAAAGUGUUAAGUGUGGCAAAAUAUAUCUCUGCACACCAAGUGUUCUGCAAAUUGUCUCAGCAUAAAGAGAACCUGAGUGUUAAGAAGCUUGGAAUAAAGACGAAAAUGAAAGGGAUUAAGACUUGGAUGUUCAAAUUCAGGAAACAAAAGAGUGAACAAUGGCUUGGUUAUGAUUUGUUUGCUACUUACUUGGAAAACAAAACGAACGGGGCAAAGUUGGGAGUUAGUAGACGUGACGAAGAGUAUGGACGUGAUCGAAAGUCAAGAGUUGAAGGUUGAUCCAGUUGUUGAGUUGAAAAAGUUGCAGGAAACCGAAGGAAUUGAAGAAUAUCAUGAGAAGUUUGAGUGGAUAAGAGCUAGAGUCAAUCUCUCUGAAGAGUAUUUGGCUGGAUUAAGGUUAGCUACACAAACACAUAUUAAGCUGUUCCAACCAAAAUCAAUUCAACAAUGCUUGUUAGUGGGUCCUUUAUAUGAAACUGCAUAUCCAACACAGAAAGUUCAGAAAGGUUGGUACACUUCGACAUUGUCCCUCAGUCACAGUAAAGCUCAACAGUUUGUGAUAGAGGCAGAAAAACAAAAAAAAGGUGGAUAGGAUAGGUGAAAAUCAUAAGAGGAAACUGGGAGAUAAUGAUUCCCUAACAUCUGCAGCUGGUUUAGAUAUGAAGGUUCAUGAAACUUUUCUUAAUAAAGUUCAGCCUAAGGCUUCUGUUUAGGUGGACAACUUGCUGCAUAAACAAGAAUUGAGUUGUGAGCAUCGAUGUUUUCAUAAAGCAGUCUCACAUAAGGAUAAAAACUCCUCAAAUGAGAAGCAAUUGAUUCAACAAGAGAUUUUUGUUGUGGUGGAACAAACGAUUUCAGUUGCAGAGAAUAAAGGUAGCUUCAGUCUUUGUGUGCAGUUUGCAGCAGAAACAGAAGAGGGAAUAGAUACAGAUAUGAUAAGUGAAGAUCAUAAGCAACAAGUGGGAGAUAAUGAGCUUUUAACAACAGUAGCAGCUUAUGAUACAAAGGUCAAUAAAACUGUUGUCAGAGAAGGAAGUGCUUCUAAGAGAGAGAGUGAUUAUCAAUCGAUUAAGCAAGAAGACUUUGUUGUAGAGAAGAAACUACUGCAACAACCUGAAUCUACUAGUGAAGUUUUCAAGGUCUUGCAAGGAGUGGACAGUUUGCAGCACAAUGGGAAGAAGGGAAAGGGCUCAAAAUCUUGGAUGUUUAAAUACAAAAAUCAGAGGCAUGUCUUGGAGAAGUUACAGUCUGAUUCUGUUAUUUCUGUUUCCCACUCUGUUUUUGGCGUUGUUGUUAUCACUAUUCAGAGAGAUGAGCUAUCUGCUGUAACUUUUAGUUGGUUGGCUGCAACAUUGCAGAGUAUUUCAGAGGAUUCCCUCAUGCAAAGAAGGUGUAGAAUGUGGCUGAGACAAACUUUACAAGAUCUGCAACAGUUUAAGCACAAGUGGAGAUUCAAGCUUUUACAUAUAGUUUCAGAGUUAACCUUCAGUUUGGAGACUGUUGCAAUAUCACUUGCAAAAUAUCUUGUGCAGAAGCCAUUAUUUAAGGUGGCAGGUAAAUGCAGAGAAAAGCUGCAUCAAAUGACAAUGGUUUUGCCUACUCAUCUGCACUUUGGGGGUGCAAGUCGCUAUGUGUGGCAUCGUUUCACGACUCAAUCUUCACAGAAUUUUGUUAGUCAGGUUUGGGAUCCUGGAGGUUUGUUUCAAUACUCUUUGAUUUCAACUUGAAGUUACAGUAGAGUUGCUAGCUGCAAGUUAAGAUCCAUGGACUGUUUUAAAACUAAACCUUGUGAUCAAGGUUCUACGAACAGGGGAGCUUUGUUAUAGUAUAAUGGGAGUCUGCACGUGUGGUCAAGAUAAGAAGAAGAGGAAAAGCACGUGAGACAAAGGCAGCUGGAGUUGUAACAGAAUAAGAUUGUCAACGUCACGGAAAGGGAACAAAUCGGUUCACACUGUUUGUUAACACUGUUUGUUAACUCUCUAUAAGAGCAUCUGUUAGCUCAUCAUUUCUCAUUAUGCAAAUCUGAAUUGUUGUUUCUAUUUUCUGGGUUUCGUGACAUGUACCUCAUCCUUUUGCUGGAGCUUCUCUCUUAAGACUCUUGUAGAUGAGAAGUUGAUGUUGCGUUUCUUGUGAACGUUAUAUUAAGUUUUAUCAAUUGUGUG